Molecule: messenger RNA, 213 nt
Organism: Strongylus vulgaris
Lineage: Eukaryota; Metazoa; Nematoda; Chromadorea; Rhabditida; Strongylidae
Source: the annotation of a GenBank genome assembly
AUGACUCCUGCUUAUCCUGCUCAAACACCGCAUCCCAUCGUUUACAGUACAACUCCUGUCACCAGCAUGCCUACAGUGCAGAUGGACGGUGAAGCUCCUGACACAUCACAAACUCCAAACUAUCCUGCUGCCUAUCUAGUGCCUGUGAAUGCACCUUACGGCUCUCUACCGCAACAAGUUCUUGUACCUGCACCUGUGUGUUUGACUCGUUAA